This is a messenger RNA of Aphanomyces astaci, 1363 nucleotides long. RefSeq lists its product as hypothetical. The transcript has 2 exons. The record is from RefSeq and is a predicted model, not a curated record. Lineage: Eukaryota; Oomycota; Saprolegniomycetes; Saprolegniales; Verrucalvaceae. The coding region runs from base 31 to 1278 and encodes 415 amino acids.
GUGCCCUUAUGGUGCAGAAAAGAUUAAGCCAUGGGGACGCCUGUCGUGUCCGCCUUCAACGUCACGUCCAGCUCUCGGGACCUGCCGACCGCCGCCCACACCCCUGGACGCCACGUGCAGGCUGAUAACAAGGCCGAUGGGGGCACAUCCCGUCGCAAACAAUUGCGAAUGUUCACGGGCGGCUGCAUCGUGUUGGUUGCAGUCGUUGUCGGAUGUGCCGUGGGGUUGACUGGGGGGACUACCAGUUCCAAUGGCGACGCAGCCUCGUCGUCGUCAGACCCCAUCUCGAGCCAGGGUAUUGUAAGCAACGCAGCGACACCCGCGGCCCACCCGACGCCAGAUCCACAACAGCCCGGCGCGCUUCCCCACAACGCCACGUCUAACACGACAUCGACCCCCCCGUCUGCCCUCGGCUAUGUCCUUCCGCCCGCCAUUUCUUCUCCCGCUCCCACUCCAGCCCCGACCACUACUCGCCCAAGAUUGCCCUACAGAGACACACACUUUGACUGGCUCAACAUCAACGAAUGGCAAGGGGACAACGACGUUUCGGCCGCGUUUGCCAAAGGUGGCUUCAAGCCCAGCGCCAUCGAAGUGUCUACUUUUGGGCUGCCCUUCCAACAGUCGCCCGUCCUGCGCACCAAGCAAGGCUGGGCUGGGGAAAAGGUCAUCUACCUCGAGUGGACAGUGUACGCCGGGUCAGACGCCAACAUCUGGAUGCUGCCCACAGCACUGACAAGCCAAUUCGGCGACCCGCGGUGGCCCAACUGUGGCGAAUACGACAUCUUUGAAAUGUUCAACGGGGACGCCGCCAUCGGGCACACUGGCACGACGGACGCGUUCUGGGGCGGCGGACUCACCGCGUUCGGCCAAUCCACCAUGCACAUGGCGUCCGGCGGCUGCUUCGCGCCGUACUACGUCCGCCAGCCCAACGUCGGGGCCCAGGCGGCGCAGUGGAAGGUCGAAAUGAACGUGAAAAUCGCCAUGGCGGUCGUGUUCGGGGCGGACGCGGGCGGGCAGUACAUCCAACAGAUUCGGAACCCCAAGAUUACCCGCGGAGGCGCCGACGACACGGUCGACGUGUCGGCGGACGGAGGCAUCGCCGCCGACAAGAUCUACAACAACGCCAACUUGUACUGGGGCGUGGCACCCGUCGGUGCGUGCGCGGCUGGUCACAACCCGGCGACGGGGUAUCCGUUUUGGAACCCGUUUCGCCUUGUGCUGCAAGAGCAAUACCAAGGCCGGUUCGACGUGCACACAGUUCAAGUGUUUACCAAGUAGAAACCCUUGCACCAAUCAAUGAAUGCACAACCCUACGUAUCACCACAUUAACAUGUUACGCUAUCGGUGUGGAAAAUUACUGCUG